This is a messenger RNA of Elaeis guineensis (African oil palm), 1642 nucleotides long. Its product is annotated as OVARIAN TUMOR DOMAIN-containing deubiquitinating enzyme 1. Gene Ontology annotation, molecular function: cysteine-type deubiquitinase activity; ubiquitin binding. Gene Ontology annotation, cellular component: nucleus. Lineage: Eukaryota; Viridiplantae; Streptophyta; Magnoliopsida; Arecales; Arecaceae. The record is from RefSeq and is a predicted model, not a curated record. Gene Ontology annotation, biological process: protein K48-linked deubiquitination.
GGAUGGUCUCGCGGCAUCUGAUUUUUUUUCCACGGCAUAGCACGAGGCAUGUGUGACGUGAUCUUUGGGAGUCAAACCAGGUCAAGUGCAAGUGGAGCGGAGAGCACGCCGUUUUUGCCUACAUGGGUCGUCAACACGUAAAGUUAGCUCGGAUCGGACGACCGUUAGAGUUGAUCUCCCUCGGUAAAUCCCAUCCCCUGGCCCCUCCCUUCGCCUUCUAAACCAUCUCUCCCCUCCCCCAUUUUUUGGUUGGUCUCCGUGACAACUGCGAGCGAGCUGGCGAUCGAGGCGGAGACGAGUGCCAGGAAGAGGAAGGCCGCCGACGGCGAAGGAGAAGAAGGUGGAGCGGCGGCGAUGGAGAAGCUUCUAUCCGACCAAGAACCCGCGGUGGGGGAGUCCUCCGCUUCUUGGUCUAACCCUAACCCUAACCCUACCUCGGUCGUUCCCAUGGAUGAUUUCGACUGGUCCAGCAUCAGGGAUGACGACAUCAUGCAGCAGCACUCUGCUAUCCGCGCCGAGGAGGCCGUCAAGGUGCCCUUCGUCGGAGACAAGGAGCCACUCUCAUCUUUAGCAGCUGAAUUUCAGUCAGGCAACCCCAUCCUUAAAGAGAAAAUCAAGCUGCUUGGUGAACAAUAUGGUGCAUUGAGGCGAACAAGGGGUGAUGGAAAUUGUUUCUAUCGAAGCUUUAUGUUCUCCUACCUGGAGCAUAUUUUGGAGACACAAGACAAAGUUGAGGUUGAUCGUAUUCUUGAGAAUAUUGAAGAGUGCAAGAAGACACUUCAGGGUCUUGGAUACAUUGAGUUUACAUUUGAGGACUUCUUUUCAAUAUUCAUUGAGCAGCUGGAAAGUGUUCUGCUAGGAAAUGAAACUUCAAUAAGUCAUGAGGAGCUCUUGCAAAGAAGCCGUGAUCAGAUGAUUUCAGAUUAUGUUGUAAUGUUCUUCAGAUUUGUCACUUCUGGUGAAAUACGCAAACGAUCAGAGUUUUUUGAACCAUUCACGGGCUUAACAAAUUCGACCGUGGAUCAGUUCUGCAAGGCUUCAGUGGAGCCAAUGGGGGAGGAAAGCGACCAUGUGCACAUCACUGCCCUAUCUGAUGCAUUAGGUGUGCCAAUACGUGUGGUGUACCUUGAUCGGAGCUCGUGUGACUCGGGCACUGUGAGCAUAAACCAUCAUGAUUUUGUUCCCAGUUCCAAAUCACCUCAGGAAGGCACUGCCCAGAGUAGUGAAGUCAAAACAGGUCAUCCAGUGACGCUGACACCGACACCAUUUGUGACCCUGCUAUACCGGCCUGGCCACUAUGACAUUCUCUACCCCAAGUAGCUUCUCUUGGAUGCUACCUGAUGAGCUUGAUGUGUUUAUAUUUAUAUGUUUUCAGCACACCAGUAUUCAUUAAUGUAUUAUACUUGCAAUCAUCAGAAAUGUCGGUUGCAGGCUGCCGAAGGUGGCUUGAAUGGACAGGAAUCGUGGAAUGUGGGGCUGUGCCAUGAAGUAUAGGGUCUUUUGUUUUGGAAUGGGGUUUAGAUCUGAUUCUGAACGGUUCUUAUUUUGUUUAUUGUGAUCCCAAUCCCCACACAGACAAUACAUUUUGUCAAGAAAACACCAUCAUUUUUUGAGAAUGUGAACAAAAAACUAUCAGAUGCAA